Gallus gallus (chicken) is the source of this 1376-nucleotide messenger RNA. RefSeq names its product dipeptidase 1 (gene DPEP1). Gene Ontology annotation, molecular function: metallodipeptidase activity. Bases 57 to 1307 code for a protein of 416 amino acids. Gene Ontology annotation, biological process: proteolysis. The record is from RefSeq and is a predicted model, not a curated record. The transcript has 10 exons. Lineage: Eukaryota; Metazoa; Chordata; Aves; Galliformes; Phasianidae.
GGAUCGCACAGCAGCAGGGCAGCGAUCUGAUCCCACCACCGGCACGCCGUGCGAGGAUGCUGCGCAGGAUCGUGCUGCUGCUGUGCCUGCUGCUGCCCUGCUCGGGGCAGACGUUGCAGCAGGAGGCCGAGCGCAUCAUGAACGCCACGCCGGUCAUCGAUGGGCACAAUGACCUGCCCUGGCAGCUCCUCAAACUGUUCAAUAAUCAACUGUUGCUGCCGGCAUCCAACCUGACGCAGCUGAACAGCACCCACACCAACAUCCCCAAGCUGAACACCGGGCACGUGGGCGGCCAGUUCUGGUCGGUGUACGUGCCCUGCGACACGCAGAACAAGGACGCGGUGAAGCGCACGCUGGAGCAGAUCGAUGUGGUGCACCGCAUGUGUGAGCUGUACCCCGACACCUUCGCCUGCGUUGUUGAUAGCGCAGGCAUCGAGCAGGCGUUCCAGAACAAGAAGGUGGCCAGCCUCAUCGGCGUGGAGGGCGGCCACUCCAUCGACAGCAGCCUGGGUGUGCUGCGCACCUUCUACCGCCUGGGUGUGCGCUACAUGACCCUGACACACAGCUGCAACACACCCUGGGCUGACAACUGGCUGGUGGACACCGACGAGGAGCAACCCGUGCACCAUGGCCUCACGGCCUUUGGGAAGAUGGUUCUGGAGGAGAUGAACCGCCUGGGCAUGAUCAUAGACCUGGCCCACGUCUCAGUGGAGACCAUGAAGAUGGCACUGAACGUCUCCAAGGCUCCUGUCAUCUUCAGCCACUCCUCUGCCUACGGCAUCUGCCCGCACGCCCGCAAUGUGCCCGACGAUGUGCUGCAGAUGGUGAACUCCACGGGCAGCCUGGUGAUGGUCAACUUCUACAACCAGUAUGUGACCUGCAGCAACACAGCCACGCUGGCUGACGUCGCAGACCAUAUGGACUAUGUGAAGAAGGUGGCAGGCGUUGAAUCCGUUGGCUUUGGCGGGGACUACGAUGGUGUCACAGGGCUGCCCACGGGGCUGGAGGACGUCUCCAAGUACCCUGCGCUGGUGGCGGAGCUGCUGGCCAGGAACUGGACGGAGCAGGAGGUGAGCGCGGCGCUGGCCAACAACCUGCUGCGGGUGUUCAAGAGGGUGGAGACGGUGAAGGCGUCCCUGCAGGGCACACUGCCCCUCGAGGAGCCCAUCGCCCUGGAGCAGCUGGAAGGGCAGUGCCGCACGAGCUAUGGCUACACCACCUCCACCACCACCGAUGCCAGCCCAGCCCUGCCCCUGCCAGCAGCCCUGGUGCUGGCACUGCCCCUGCUCAGCACCCUGCUGCCGUAGUGCCCACGUCCCGCCCCAGCCCAGCCACAAAAUAAAGCCACCCUGCUCGGUGUUCGGGCUGUCACCGCA